This is a messenger RNA of Passer montanus (Eurasian tree sparrow), 1750 nucleotides long. Its product is annotated as calmodulin, striated muscle. Gene Ontology annotation, molecular function: enzyme regulator activity; calcium ion binding. The transcript has 2 exons. Bases 530 to 1183 code for a protein of 217 amino acids. The record is from RefSeq and is a predicted model, not a curated record. Lineage: Eukaryota; Metazoa; Chordata; Aves; Passeriformes; Passeridae.
AUAUAUGAAAGGAAGGAAUCCAUGGAUGGAUGGAAUCCAUGGAUGGAUGGAUGGGUUCCAUGGAUGGACGGAUGGAGAAACACUCCCUCAUUUGUCACUAUCCCCUCCUUUACACCCUGAGUAAGAGAUGAGUAAACCCAGCCUUACAAUGGGGAGAUCCCUCAGUGCACCCUGAGUCACAGGACAGGACCCCGCAGGCCUCCCCUGCUCCAGCCCCACGUCACCGCCCUGGAUCCAGCCCUGGAGGAGGCCCGGAGGUGACUCAGGGCCCUGGCAGCUCCGAGCAGGAGCGGCAGCUCCGGCCAGCCGGGAUCUGCCGGGACCUGCACGGGGAUCCUCCCUCAGCGCCUUUGAUGUGCUGCCAGCACCGCCUGGGGCGACUGGGGGGGGACCCUCCAACUCCUUUGUACAGCUCCAACCCUCUCCAAAAUAUCCCUAAAACUGGGAAAAUCCCGUGUGUCACCCCCACUGCCGCCUCCCCCCGAAACCACGGAGCCCAAAUCCCCAGUUAGGGAUCUGGCCCGGUGAAAUGCCACCGUGGGAGCAGCGGGACGAGCGCCGGGGUGGCCCGGGGGGGUUGGGUCACUCUUCUUCCCCAGCUCCCCAACCUUCUGGAUCCAUUCCCAUCCCUGCCUCCUCCUGCUGCUGCAGGGAGGGAGGAGGCUCCAUCUCCUCCUCCUCCUCCUCCUCGCCGCGGCGUGCCGGGACAGAGCCGCGUGCCGCGGGCAGCACCAUGGCCGAGCGGCUGUCGGAGGAGAAAAUCGCCGAGUUCAAGGAGGCUUUCUCCCUCUUCGACCGCGACGGCGACGGCUGCAUCACCACCAAGGAGCUGGGCACCGUCAUGCGCUCGCUGGGCCAGAACCCCACCGAGGCCGAGCUGCAGGGCAUGGUGGGCGAGGUGGACGCCGACGGCAGCGGCACCAUCGACUUCGCCGAGUUCCUGUCGCUGAUGGCCAGGAAGAUGCGGGACACGGACAGCGAGGAGGAGAUCCGCGAGGCGUUCCGCGUGUUCGACAAGGACGGGAACGGCUACAUCAGCGCGGCGGAGCUGCGGCACGUCAUGACCAACCUGGGCGAGAAGCUGACGGACGAGGAGGUGGACGAGAUGAUCAAGGAGGCCGACUGCAACAACGACGGGCAGGUCAACUACGAGGAGUUCGUGAGGAUGAUGACGGAGAAGUGACGGCCGCCGCGGGCCAGCUCCAGCUCCACUCGCAGGGAACAGAGGUUGUGGUGGUUCUGCCCCAGCCCCUCCAUCCCCUCCCACCUUCUCCAGGCUGGAAAAAUCCUCUUUUGUCCCAGUGUCACCAACCGGCGUCUGCACCAGAUGUGGGGUGCAGAUGGAUGUGGGGUCCCCGUGGGAUGUCUCAUGUCUGUAGACAUUCCAGAGGCCACUGAAAAUUCCCUGACAUCCCUGAGUCCAAUAAAAACGUCCCCCCACAUCCUGGUGGCUGCUUCAUUCAGCUUCUCCUUGGGAUCCCGGCUGAAAAAUAUUCCCUCAAAUCGCCCUGGUCAGGUUCAAACCCCUCCUCAUCCCCAUCCUCUUCCCCUUCCAUCCCUCUGCCCAAAAACCUGGAGACCAGGAUGUGGCCAUCCCCAUCCCAAAUCUCGUCACUUUUGGGAUCUGUCUCCACCCCCAGGAUCUCAGGAGUCCUUUUCCCUCUUCCAGCCUAGGAAAAACUGGAUUUAUCCCUCUUCCCACCCUAGGAAAAACUGGAUUUAUCCCUCUUCCCACCUAGGAAAAACUGGA